Leptopilina heterotoma is the source of this 3737-nucleotide messenger RNA. RefSeq names its product inositol polyphosphate 5-phosphatase OCRL (gene Ocrl). The transcript is spliced from 19 exons. Gene Ontology annotation, molecular function: phosphatidylinositol-4,5-bisphosphate 5-phosphatase activity; inositol phosphate phosphatase activity. Lineage: Eukaryota; Metazoa; Arthropoda; Insecta; Hymenoptera; Figitidae. Gene Ontology annotation, biological process: phosphatidylinositol dephosphorylation; signal transduction. The record is from RefSeq and is a predicted model, not a curated record. The coding region runs from base 324 to 2939 and encodes 871 amino acids. Gene Ontology annotation, cellular component: membrane.
UAGACUGAUCUAAUUAAUAGGUUAGAAAUGUGUUUGCGUCUAGAGCAAUUAUGUUUUUCUAUUUUUGAAAUGUGUCAAAUCUUUAAGAUUUGUUUAUAAAUAUUAACAACAUUUUUUUUGUCAUUAAAUAAUAUUAGCUAAAAGAAAUCAUGAAUUAUAAAAUUUAAGAGAUUCUGUAAUAUGGUAAAGACAAGUAUUAUUGUUCUAGCUGUCAUGUCAUUUAUUUAACUGAUUUUGACAUCAGUCUUGAAAAUAAUUGUCUUUUAAUAGAUAAAAUAUAGUUGACCUGAAAACUGUAAGCAUUUUUCAGAUAAGAUACUACAAUGCCUUUAUCUGAAAAGUUAUCAAUAGUGAAGAGCAAAUUCACCUCCGGCGAAACCGUGGUGACUGCAACUGAAGCAUCAUUAAUGCAAGGCUGGGUAAAAGCUGCUCGAAUUCUAUCGGUUGUAAAUAAAGGACCUACGUAUGCUUUAGUUAUUUUAAUAACAUCCAGAACUCCACCUCAAGUGUACAGUGAUCUCACUAUAGAAAAAGUUCUUCCCAUUCAUGAGGAUUUCAAAUGUGUAAUUGAUGCUGAUGGAAAGCAGCAGGAUGGAACAGAUGUGUAUCUUAGUGUUUCAUCAAAAAAUGUUGAUGAAACGUUUGAAAUGCGACCUGGAACUGAAACCAGUACUCUUGUAUCUGAAAUAUUUCGAGCCGUUGAAAUGUACCAGAAGGAGAAGUAUUCCUCAUCGGAGUACUUGUGGACCCACAAGUUGACCGCAUCUACAAGGAGUUUAGAUGGAACUAAAGAGGAAGAGCAUGAUGUUGACACACUAGUGGAACUUGAGUGUCCGGAUUUAGUUGAGUCAAGACAUAAUAUUGCCACUGGCAAAACUCCCGUUGCCAAUCGAGAUUCCUUGGUGCAAAUGCAUAUGCAACGCAAGUCAAACGAUUACACUUACACAGAAGUUUUUAGAAUUUUCGUCGGUACAUGGAACGUUAACGGACAAUCAGCAAAUGGAAUGACCGUCGAAGAAUGGUUAAGCAGCGACCCUGUAGCGCCCGAUUUAUAUGCAGUUGGUUUUCAGGAACUUGAUUUAAGCAAAGAGGCUUUCCUUUUCAAUGACACUCCCAGAGAAGAAGAAUGGAGACUGGUCGUUUCGAAAUCACUUCAUCCGAAAGCAACGUAUGGACAAGUGGCAUUAGUGAGACUUGUGGGAAUGAUGUUGAUCGUCUUUGCUCAGGACGGUCAUAUACCUUUUAUAAAAAAUGUUUCUAUUGAUACUGUUGGCACUGGCAUUAUGGGAAAAAUGGGGAAUAAAGGAGGUGUCGCAGUCAGUCUUUCAUUUCACAAUACGACUGUUUGCUUCGUGAAUGCUCAUUUGGCGGCUCAUUGUGAGGAAUAUGAGAGGCGCAAUCAGGAUUAUAUGGAUAUAUGUUCUAGACUCUCAUUUUCUCGAUGUAUUGAUAACACGAUACCAUUUAUACCCAAAGGAUUCAGAGAUCACAAUCAAAUCUAUUGGCUUGGAGAUUUAAAUUAUCGAAUAACAGAAAUGGACGCAGCGACUGCUAAAGAAUAUAUAAACUCGGGACAAUUUACACCUGUUUUGCAACUUGAUCAAUUAAUGCAGCAGCGCAAACUCGGCAGAGUUCUUGCAGAUUUUCAAGAAGCCGAAAUUAAGUUUAAGCCAACUUAUAAAUAUGAUCCAGGCACUGAUAAUUGGGAUUCCAGUGAAAAAGGGAGAGCGCCCGCUUGGUGUGAUCGUGUUUUAUGGAAAGGGGAGGCUAUUGCCUCUGUUGAAUAUAGAAGUCAUUCUAAACUAAAAUUAUCCGACCAUAAACCAGUCAGUGCCAUUUUUGAUUCUCAGAUUAGCGUAAUAGAUAGAGUUAAGUAUCGUAAAACACACGAGGAAGUAAUGAAGAAAUUAGAUAAACUCGAAAAUGAAUUCUUGCCUCAAGUAAUGGUUGAUGCUACGGAGAUAAUAUUUGACACUUUGAGAUUUCUUGAACCACACAGCAAAGAUUUGAUCAUUGCCAACACUGGUCAGGUCCCAGUUAAAUUUGAAUUUAUUAAAAAACUAGACGACACCAGUUACUGUAAAGAUUGGUUAAAAAUAAAACCUUACUUUGGUUUCAUUGAACCUGGGGAAAAGUGUGACGUUAAACUGAAAGUCCUUGUUGAUAAAAGAUCGGCUUGCAAACUAAAUUCUGGAGAGGAUAAACUUUAUGAUAUACUAGUCUUACAUUUAGAAGGUGGAAAAGAUAUUUUUAUUACAGUAACAGGUACUUAUGAGAGAAGUUGUUUCGGUUCAUCAAUGGAAGCUUUAGUACACAUUCCAGUUCCUAUAAGAGAAGUUCCUAUUGGAAGGAUAAUGGAGUUGGAAAAUAAUAAAAACCCCUCACAAGAACCUUAUGCCGUGCCUAAGGAAGUGUGGCUUCUAGUUGAUCGAUUGUAUCGUCAUGGAAUUAAAACUCCAGGUCUUUUUGAAAAACGAGGCGUUCCCAGCGAAAUUAUAGCUAUUAGAGACUGGUUGGACAUUGGCAGUCAAGAUCCUAUGCCUGGAGGUGUGCAUUCCGUAGCCGAAGCUUUACUUCUUCUUUUAGAUUCGACUGCUGAACCAAUAAUUCCAUACAAUCAUCAUAAUGUAUGUUUUUCUACUGCAACUAAUUACUGGAAGUGCAAGGAGAUUGUCAUGCAACUGCCAGAAAUUAGAAGGACAGUUUUCCUUUAUAUUUGUUCAUUUAUGAAAGAGCUUCUGAGUCACACUCAAGACAAUGGUUUGGACGCAAAAACUUUAGCGACUCUCUUUGGAUCAAUAUUUUUGCGAGAUCCACCAAGAAGUCGAGAUGAUUCUCAGUUAAGAAAUAGAGUAACUCAAGCAACAUUUGAUCGAAAAAAAGCGGCUUUCGUAUUUCACUUUUUGGUUACGGAUCAAAGUGACUUUCUUGGACGAUAGUAAUCAGAACAACUUUUCGAAUAUUAGAUAUACGCAAUACUGUAAUUAUAUAACAAAAGGCAACAACUGAAUGGAAUAUUUAGCAACUUUUUAUCAUUUGCUGGUACUUAGUUCAAUAAUUUUUAAUAAUGGUGUAAAAUGUUGAACAUUAAUUUUCAAUCGAAUGCAAUCAGAUCUUAAAGAUUCGAAUUAAAAUAUUACUUGAUCUCAUUGUAGCAUUAAAAUAAUCUAAGUAAUUCAAAUGGCAAAAAUUUAGUCCCAGGAAGAGAAAACAAGAAAUAUAUUUUGUCGGACUUUGUUAUUUUUGGUUGCAGAUUUCCAUUUAUUUUCCAUUUAAUUUCAAAUUAAGUUUUACAUUAAAAAUGGAAUAUAAAAAAUGAAAAAAUAAUUAAAUGUCACAGCAGAAAUUCAUUUUAUGAAAAAAUAGGUUUUUAUUAAAAUAUGUUACUUUCGUUUAGACACAAUUGAUUAAACAUAAAGCGAAUAAGUUAAUAACAAUCAUAUACAUAUAAUAAUUAUAAUCAGAAUGAAAUACUAUUUCGUACAACGACUUGCAUUUACAUUUCUCACUCUAAUUAAAUGCUAAUUAAAUGCUAAAUAAAUGCAAUAUUUGUUAAGGUUGAGAAUUUUAUCUAAAUUUGUUGCUGCAACCAAAGAAAUUUCAGUUUUAUUGAAAUUGAAUUUUAAUAGAAAAUUAAUUUCUUCUUUUUACAAAAGUCAAAACGAAAAAAGAAAGAAAGUAUUGUCUUGAAAGUGUAAGGCAAUAGAAUAGAAAUAAAUCAUCUAAUUCUGAUAAAA